AUGUCGAACCUGGAUCCAUCUGGGUCACAGAUGCUUAGCCGGCGGCCGUCUCGCAGCGCUGCCACCACUACAUUCUCUCUUGAGGUUUUUGAUAAUGAGGUCGUCCCUUCCUCGCUCGGUUCCAUUGCCCCUGUCCUCCGCAUUGCCACUGAAAUCGAACAGGAACGCCCUCGCGUUGCCUAUCUCUGUAGGUUUUAUGCGUUCGAGAAGGCGCAUAGAUUGGAUCCAAAUUCAAGUGGCCGUGGUGUGAGGCAGUUCAAGACAUCUUUGCUGCAAAGAUUGGAGAGGGAUAAUGCGUCCAGUCUUGCCUCUCGGGUUAAGAAGACUGAUGCUCGGGAAAUCGAGAGCUUUUAUCAGCAGUACUAUGAACACUACGUUAGAGCACUUGACCAGGGAGAGCAAGCAGACAGAGCUCAACUUGGAAAAGCCUAUCAGACAGCAGGCGUUCUUUUUGAAGUGCUUUGUGCUGUUAACAAAACAGAGAAAGUUGAAGAAGUUGCACCUGAGAUUAUUGCAGCAGCCAGAGAUGUCCAGGAAAAGAAAGAAAUCUAUGCCCCUUACAACAUCCUCCCCCUCGAUUCUGCUGGGGCUUCACAGUCCAUAAUGCAGCUUGAGGAGGUCAAGGCUGCUGUUGCUGCACUGUGGAACACUCGUGGCUUGAACUGGCCCACUGCAUUUGAGCCGCAAAGGCAGAAAGCUGGAGAUUUAGAUCUUCUUGAUUGGCUGAGAGCCAUAGACAGUGUCAGGAACCAGAGGGAGCAUUUGAUUUUACUUCUUGCGAACAAUCAUAUAAGGCUUAAUCCCAAGCCUGAACCUAUUAGCAAGCUUGACGAUCGAGCUGUUGAUGCAGUUAUGGACAAGCUUUUUAAGAACUACAAAACAUGGUGCAAGUUCUUAGGAAAGAAACAUAGUUUAAGGCUCCCUCAAGGCCAGCAAGAAAUCCAGCAGAGAAAGAUACUGUACAUGGGCCUAUAUCUUCUCAUCUGGGGUGAAGCAGCAAAUGUUCGCUUCAUGCCUGAAUGUCUGUGCUAUAUUUUUCAUAAUAUGGCAUAUGAACUCCAUGGCCUGUUGGCUGGAAAUGUCAGCAUUGUUACUGGAGAAAAUAUUAAGCCUUCUUAUGGUGGAGAUGACGAGGCCUUCCUGAGGAAGGUUAUAACACCACUUUACCAUGUAAUUGAAAAGGAAGCUAGUAAAAGCAAAAAUGGUAAAGCCUCACACUCACAGUGGUGCAAUUAUGAUGAUCUAAAUGAAUAUUUCUGGUCAUCUGACUGCUUUUCUCUUGGUUGGCCUAUGCGUGAUGAUGGGAGUUUUUUUACAUCUACACGUGAUGUGGUGCAGGUACUCCUAGGUUCUGAGGGAUUGUCAAUACUCAACACUGCACUUAAAAUAAUUUACCAGAAUCUGCUUAACAUGAUUUCUAUGUCAGGGGAAAAAGGCUUCUUCAAGAAAAUCCAGAAGCACAGGCAAAGCAUAUUUUGUCGAGACCCGAACCUUUUGGCACAUUUUUCGAAGUUUCGACCGAUUGUGGACCUUUUAUAUACUGGCUCUUCAGGCAAUGGUCAUCAUUGCUUGGAGUGGGGUCUCAAUUUUGAACAUUGUUCGAAAGGAUAUAUUAUAUCAUCUAUCCAGUAUUUUCAUCACUGCAGCCUGUCUUCGCUUGCUCCAGGGUACGAUUUUCCUAGCUCAAUGCUCCUUCUAUCCCAACUUACCAGUAUGCUGGACUUUGUUGUGAACUUCCCAGGGUUCCACAGGUGGAAAUUCACUGAUGUCCUGAGAAAUGUUCUCAAGAUCAUUGUUAGUCUUGCAUGGGCGGUCAUUCUUCCACUAUGUUAUGUGCAUUCCUUCAAUGUGGCUCCUAAUAAAAUCAAAGAUGUCCUGUCAUCCUUUAAAGAAGUGAAGGAAAUUCCUCCAUUAUACAUUCUGGCUGUGGCUGUAUACUUGAUUCCAAAUAUAUUGGCAGCUGCUUUGUUUAUCUUUCCCAUGCUCCGAAGAUGGAUUGAAAACUCAAACUGGCUAAUUAUCAGAUUUCUCUUAUGGUGGUCACAGCCAAGAAUUUAUGUUGGCAGGGGAAUGCAUGAGAGUCAAUUUGCACUUGUAAAGUAUACUCUUUUUUGGGUGUUACUUUUGUGUUCAAAAUUAGCUUUCAGCUAUUUUGUCCAGAUAAAACCUCUUGUGAAGCCAACCAAAGCUAUAAUGGGCAUUCGGAAUGUCUAUUUUAUGGAUACUCAAAUUUGGUAUUCUAUUUUCUCAACCAUAUAUGGUGGCUUUAUUGGGGCCUUUGAUCGCCUAGGAGAGAUUCGAACUCUGGGUAUGCUAAGGUCACGGUUCCAGUCCUUACCUGGUGCAUUUAACACAUAUUUGGUUCCUUCUGAUAAGAAACAGAAGAAGGGCUUCUCUUUUUCAAAGAGAUUUACUGAGGUUACAGCAAGCAAGAGAAGUGAAGCUGCUAAAUUUGCUCAGUUAUGGAAUGAAGUGAUAUGUAGUUUCCGCGAAGAAGAUAUCAUUAGUGACAGGAAAGGCCUCAUACGCAAGACAAAAAUUUCAUUUCUAUCUGUUCCUUCCCCUGUUAAGACUAAAUCUUUGGAGUUCUUUUAUUUCAGGGAGAUGGAUCUCUUGCUAGUUCCAUAUACAUCAGAUCCUAGCCUCAAAUUAAUUCAGUGGCCACCGAUUAUGCUUGCAAGCAAGAUCCCGAUAGCUUUGGACAUGGGAGCACAAUUUCGAUCAAGGGAUGCUGAUCUCUGGAAACGUAUAUGUGCAGAUGAAUACAUGAAAUGUGCUGUCAUUGAAUGCUAUGAAUCCUUUAAACUUGUCCUAAAUGUUUUGGUAGUUGGAGAAAUUGAGAAAAGGAUACUUGGCAUCAUCUUUAAAGAAGUGGAGAGUAAUAUUUCAAAGAACACACUUCUUACAAAUUUCAGAAUGGGUCCCUUACCAGCUUUAUGUGAAAAGUUUGUAGAGCUCGUAGGAGUCUUGAAAGAUGCUGAUCCCUCCAAGCGAGAUACUGUGGUGUUGAUAUUACAGGAUAUGUUAGAAGUAUUUACAAGUGAUAUGAUGGUGAAUGAGAAUCGUGAAUUGGUAGACCUUGGGCAUAGUGGCAAGGAUUCUGGAAGACAAGUUUUUUCUGGUACUGACACAAAACCUGCUAUAAUGUUCCCUCCUGUAGUUACAGCACAGUGGGAAGAACAGAUAAGGCGCCUUCAUCUUCUUCUGACGGUAAAAGAGUCUGCCAUGGAUGUCCCAACAAACCUUGAAGCACGUAGGAGGAUCUCAUUCUUUACCAAUUCAUUGUUUAUGGACAUGCCACGUCCUCCCCGAGUCCGUAAAAUGCUCUCAUUCAGGUCUGAUUUAUUUUCAUAA
Dovyalis caffra is the source of this 3354-nucleotide messenger RNA. NCBI's taxonomy places the organism in Eukaryota, Viridiplantae, Streptophyta, Magnoliopsida, Malpighiales, Salicaceae. The record is from the annotation of a GenBank genome assembly.